Molecule: messenger RNA, 670 nt
Organism: Staurois parvus
Lineage: Eukaryota; Metazoa; Chordata; Amphibia; Anura; Ranidae
Source: the annotation of a GenBank genome assembly
UCAUGCUGCUGCCAGGUCCAGAGUGUCUCAUGGGUCCCUGUACGGCCUCCCAUUGCUGCUGUCUCCAUCGCCACACUCUGCCAUGUGCCACUUUCAGGUCUCCUCACACUGCUGGUGUGUUCCAUUUUUUGUCAUAGGGUGCUGGCAGAUUACGGGCCUCCCAUAGCUGCUGCCAGGCCCCUAAUCUGCCAUGGGCCCCUGUACCGCCUCCUCAUGCUGCUGCCAGGCCCCUAAUCUGCCAUGGGCCCCUGUACCGCCUCCUCAUGCUGCUGCCAGGCCCCUAAUCUGCCAUGGGCCCCUAUACCGCCUCCUCAUGCUGCUGCCAGGUCCAGAGUGUCUCAUGGGUCCCUGUACGGCCUCCCAUUGCUGCUGUCUCCAUCGCCACACUCUGCCAUGUGCCACUUUCAGGUCUCCUCACACACUGCUGGUGUGUUCCAUUUUUUGUCAUAGGGUGCUGGCAGAUUACGGGCCUCCCAUAGCUGCUGCCAGGCCCCUAAUCUGCCAUGGGCCCCUGUACCGCCUCCUCAUGCUGCUGCCAGGUCAGGUCCACAGUGUCUCAUGUCCCUGUGCCGGCCUUUCAUUGCUGCUGUCUCCAUCGCCACACUCUGCCAUGUGCCACUUUCAGGUCUCCUCACACUGCUGGUGUGUUCCAUUUUUUGUCAUAGGGUGC